Molecule: messenger RNA, 820 nt
Organism: Plasmopara halstedii
Lineage: Eukaryota; Oomycota; Peronosporomycetes; Peronosporales; Peronosporaceae
Exons: 1
Coding region: 102-350 (82 amino acids)
Source: RefSeq, a predicted model, not a curated record
UUUCAGGAAUUAAAGUGGAGCGAUAACCCAGAUAGAUAGAAAAUUCAAAAACAUUUAGAAUAUCUCCAAGAAUUAAAAUGUACUUGGCAACUCUCGAGUAGAUGUUCCUCCUAUACAAGUCAACAAAGUUGCACAUCAUUAGUUGGCAGAAUGACGAGUACAAGGAAGGUCUAGCUCGUUCACAUAUUGGACCAUGUGAAGCGUGGUUGGAGGGGUCAGAGGAUUUGUUAUGUGGCUCUGUGUGUUCAGAGACGCUGAAAGAUUAUAUUGUGACUAUUACAUUGGCGACCAAACCGUGCUUUUUGCACUGGGUCGCACAGAACGUACGACCAGGCUUGCAUAGGAGGUAGCUCAGUCAAAUGUAAGGCAUAGCCGAGGACGUAUCACGCGUAGUGAGUGAUGAGAUGGGAUAGUCUGUUUGAGUUCACCACAGAGCGAGCAAUAGAUAAGAAGAUUAACAGGAAGCGCCAGCUUCUCUCGUGUGUGUGCUGGCACUAGAGAGGAACAAGAGAAAUAUCAUCAAGAGCACUACAACUGUCAAGAUCGUGCAGACGAGUGUUGCGGGUUCUGAACCGCCUGAAGACAAUUUCUAAUUACUACCGCAUGCUUAUACUAAGUGAUCAAAGAAGAAAAUCUGUUCACACAGAUGAUUGCGUCGAGUGGUCAAUAUUGAUCGCCGUAGCAGUAUAAAUAACCGAGCCCUUGGACAGGUUUGACUGGUGCAGCGACAUCAUAAAAAACCUUCUGUGCUCUGCAGUUUUCUAAACCGCGUCAGCAUUACACGACAAUUGUCAGGUUAGACUUGGUAGAUUAGUGAUUC